Sapajus apella (tufted capuchin) is the source of this 6273-nucleotide messenger RNA. It is a transcript of the gene PANX1, whose product is annotated as pannexin 1. Gene Ontology annotation, biological process: positive regulation of interleukin-1 production; monoatomic cation transport. The coding region runs from base 357 to 1634 and encodes 425 amino acids. Gene Ontology annotation, molecular function: channel activity. The transcript is spliced from 5 exons. The record is from RefSeq and is a predicted model, not a curated record. Lineage: Eukaryota; Metazoa; Chordata; Mammalia; Primates; Cebidae.
GGUUCAAGCGCCUGCGGGCUCGCUGGAGAGGCUCGCGUCUGAGUGCCGCGCAUCCCCGGGACUUGCACGGGCUGAGCCCCCGGGGUGGGACUGCGGGAAUCGGAGCGCCCGGGUCCCCGCCCCGCCCCGCCCCGCCCCGCCCGCCGCGGAGGCGGCGAGCGCGAGAGCCCAGCGGGGUCGCUGCGAGCGGGAGGCGCUGAGACACAAAGGCUGGCGGGAUUUGGGCGCAGUCGGGGAGCGGGCAAAAGGAAAGCGAAAGCUGCGCCCCAGGCCGGUGACAGAGCGAAGGCGCCGCGGAGCUCUCCAGACGCCGGCGGUACCCAGACCUGCCUGGCUGACCGCGGUGCGCCGCAGCCAUGGCCAUCGCCCACCUGGCCACGGAGUACGUGUUCUCGGAUUUCUUGCUGAAGGAGCCCACCGAGCCCAAGUUCAAGGGGCUGCGACUGGAGCUGGCCGUGGACAAGAUGGUCACGUGCAUCGCCGUGGGGCUCCCCCUGCUGCUUAUCUCCCUGGCCUUCGCCCAGGAGAUCUCCAUUGGUACACAGAUAAGCUGUUUUUCUCCAAGUUCUUUCUCCUGGCGUCAGGCUGCCUUCGUGGAUUCAUAUUGCUGGGCGGCUGUUCAACAGAAGAACUCGCUGCAGAGUGAUUCUGGAAACCUCCCACUGUGUCUGCAUAAGUUUUUCCCCUAUAUUCUGCUGCUCGUUGCAAUCCUCCUAUACCUGCCCCCACUGUUCUGGCGUUUCGCAGCUGCUCCUCACAUUUGCUCAGACUUAAAGUUUAUCAUGGAAGAACUUGACAAAGUUUACAACCGUGCAAUUAAGGCUGCAAAGAGUGUGUGUGACCGUGACCUUGACCUGAGAGACGGAGCCUGCUCAGUUCCAGUUGUUACCGAGAACUUAGGGCAAAGUUUGUGGGAGAUACCUGAAAGCCACUUCAAGUACCCAAUUGUGGAGCAGUACUUGAAGACAAAGAAAAAUUCAAAUGAUUUAAUCAUCAAGUAUAUUAGCUGCCAGCUGCUGACACUCACCAUUAUACUCUUAGCAUGUAUCUACCUGGGAUAUUACUUCAGCCUCUCCUCACUCUCAGAUGAGUUUGUCUGCAGCAUCAAGUCAGGGAUCCUGAGAAACGACAGCACUGUGCCUGAUCAAUUUCAGUGCAAACUCAUAGCUGUGGGCAUCUUCCAGUUGCUCAGUUUCAUUAACCUUGUGGUUUAUGUCCUGCUGGCUCCUGUGGUUGUGUACACACUGUUUAUUCCAUUCCGACAAAAGACAGAUGUUCUCAAAGUAUACGAAAUCCUGCCUACUUUUGAUGUUCUGCAUUUCAAAUCUGAAGGGUACAACGAUUUGAGCCUCUACAAUCUCUUCUUGGAGGAAAAUAUAAGUGAGCUCAAGUCAUACAAGUGUCUUAAAGUACUGGAGAAUAUUAAGAGCGGUGGUCAGGGGAUUGACCCAAUGCUACUCCUGACAAAUCUUGGCAUGAUCAAGAUGGAUGCUGUUGAUGGCAAAACUCCCAUGUCUGCGGAGACGGAGAGAGAGGAGCAGGGGAACCAGACAGCAGAGCUCAAAGAUAUGAACACUAAAGCAAAUAAUGGAGAGAAGAAUGCCCGACAGAGACUUCUGGAUUCUUCUUGCUAAUGAUUAUUUUACUUGAACUGUAAAUCUGUGACUUCUGCGACAUGGGAUUUAAUUUGGCAAAAGCAUCCCUGUUGGUUUCACAGCAGGUUUGUAAUACAUGGUUCUUGGUGGAGAUACUGAGCAUGUCUUAGUCCCUAAUGGAAAUGGUGGUCAACAAAAAGCUAUGGAAGAAUGGUUUAUGAACUUCCCAUAGGAGGCACCUCAGAGAUGAUUAGUAAACUGCAGCAAGUAACUAUGUGUAAGUCCUCAUCAAAUAAAAAGCAGAAAGACAAAAACAAUUAGUCAAGACCAGUAGCCCUGUUAGAGCCUUGGAACAAUACCUCUCUGUACCUGUGGUGAGACACGACCUAGAGCUACUGGAAAACAAGCACUUCAGGAGAUUUGUUUUGUUUUCAUGGAACAAGAAUAUGUUUGGAUAUAAUUUAACAUGAGUUUCUUAUGUGCCCUUAAGGAUUGUCAGACCAGAAAAGCAUUCACUGGCUAAUGACCCACAGGUCGACCUGUGUCCUAAGUUAGGUGUAAGUCUGUUGCCUUGGCGCGGACUCGAGCUCUCUUUACAGUGUUAGUUGUCAACCUUGGCUGAUGGAAGUCCUGAACCAACCACUAUUUGUCGUACUGUGCCUUGAAGGGCAGCAGGUCCAAGUGCUGCUCUCUCUGAAAACCGAGUUAACAAGAUGAAAUCUAAAGGAUAUUCACAGUGACUUCAAUUCAGGAAAGAAUGCUUCCAAAAGAGCCCAGUGGGGAUAUCUGACACCACAGAAGGCAUUAAUUCAGUCACUUUCAACGAGUUUGUCUACAGGAUGUUUCUGUUAUCAAAGGCAUCUGAAACAGGCUUUUACUUAAUAAUGGAACACAGGAUUGUUUAAAGUGAAGAACACUUUGCCUAAAUGUGAUCAGGGCAUGUAAGCUCCAUAUGGUGUGCUUGGAGCCAGAAAAACUUAGCAGUUUGUUUAUAUUUAAGCACAGCUUUAAAGAAAUUCAUUUUAGUUUAUAGAGUGUCAGAAUUGAGACCAUUUGGGAAGAAAAGUCUAGCACUGGUAGAGAAUUAUAGCAUAAAGAUUACAAAUGGUUAGAUACUACAAAUGCAGGCUUAUUUCCUAAACAUGUAAAGCUGAUUCAGAACAUGUUGAAAACUAUUCCCAAUUCCACUAUGUAAAUAGAUCCUAUGUUCACAUUUUACACACACAGAAAAAAUCUUGAACAUCUGUGGACCUUCCAAGUGUUUUCUUAGAAUGUUAGCACAUUGCAUCAGUUGAGUAAUCCUCAGGAACCUCCAGGUUUACUUUUGGCUCUUACGGACAGUUGUUUACAUAAUGUAAUUACUGUUUUCUGAAGAACGGAAGUUAUAUAAGCUGCUGUCUGCCUUUCAGAAUAUUCAGAAAAGCAGAUUUUAUUUGUGCUUCCAUGAUAGUUUGUGAAAUGGAAAGCUAAUGAUACAUAUCAAAGUAGCAACCAGUGCUUUAAAUUAUUUUGUUACAUGAUAUUUAUUACUGAAUUAUACUGUGACUUAGCAGUAACCUAAAUAAUUGAAUUUGCCAAAUUAUUAUAUUGCCGUAUCUGAGAUAUUCCAUCACAAGUUUCUACACUGGUUUCUUUCGAAAAUUUAAAAAGAUUUUUGAGAUAUAUUUUUCUAGAAUAUAAUUUUUUUUUCCAGAGAGCUUCAUCUUUUUUGUAGACUAUCCUUAAUUUGUAUUUUGAAAUGGUAAAAAUUGAUAUUUUAGGAGACCAGGCAGUCUCCGAGUCCUACCAUAUGAAAUCUUUUAAUUAAGAGUUUGUGUCAUUGGGGUCCUUGGCCUCUCUUUCAGUACAUUUUCCCAUUCCCACUCUGAGCUCCAGUAGGGUCUGUGAUGUCCCAGGCACAGUACCAGGUUGGAUGUACAGAUAUGCAUAGGCAAGUCCCGACCUUGAGGACUUCUGUCCAGUAACAGGCAGCAGACACAUGGGCCGGUGCCUAAGAGGAGAAAGUAUAGCCACAUUAAAGGCUAUGCCAGAAAGCGCCUAGCAAAUGCUCUGUGUUCUUGGGAGAGGCUGCAUUAUUUUUUCUCUCCCACAGUUUAACUGCUAGUUUUGAGAAUAUAGUUGUCAUUUUUCCCAGAGGCAGAUGACCAUCUUAAGGUUCUUUAGCUGCAAAUCCUCUAGGUUGAAUUUUGCGCAAAAUAGUUACAGUGGUUUUGAAUAGUAAGGGAUCCAGUUGCCCUUUGAACCUUCCCUCACAGGGAUGAGAGAACAAGCCUGUGGAGGAUAUGCAGCUACUGGUGAACAACUGUCAGGGCCCCAGAAGGCUGGUGUGGAAGCCUGGGGAUACAUUUCAGCUUGGACAGAAGUAUUAUUAGGACAGGGAAACUCAUCCGUCUGCUGUGAGCUGCUGGCUUGAAGGAUGACUUUUUAGGAGCCAGUUUCCUGAGGAGAAAUGCUUUUAUAAAGCACCUAUUGCUUUGUAAACGGGGACAAACAGAUCCUAAAUGACCACUCCAGGGUUGCUGAUUUUGUUUCUGGCUCACAUCUGCCUCGUAAGCCACCAGGAAGCUGCUGAACCAGGAUGGAAACAACAGUGUUACAGCUGGGAGUGACCUAGUACUCUGAAAGCGGCAUUCCAACACGUCUUUGCAAAGGGAUGGGCAGAGACCUCCAACAUAGAGGUUCUUAAACUUGGUAGGGUUACAGCCCUCUUGCAGAUACUUUUAUGCCUAUAGACCCUCUCCUCAGAGCUACAGCCAACAUUUUCAAUGUACCUUAGGAGGUCAUUAUAGUCCAUGCCUCUGAGGUGAAGAAGCUGCACUCCAGUGGCUGAAGAGCAAGCUAUACAGCAGAGAAUGGGGCUCCCUUUGCCUUUGUGAAAGCUACUUCCCCCUAACACUGUAGCAAACUCAGCUAUACGUUUGCUUAGUUCAGCCACAUUUACGUUCUUCCGGGUGAACUGUACCUUUUGAGUACCUGCGGCCUUCCUUUUCUAGAGUCAGAUUUCAAUCAGCAGAAGCUUGGACAGCAGCAGGCCAGGAAAGACCAGGCAGCGCACAAACUGCUGCCCUCUCCCUGGCCACAAGGCGUUAUCUUCCUCUAGGUUCAAGUAAUCGUUCCUGUUUUGCCUCACUGGAAUGUGGGGAGGAAGACAGAACACUAUAAAAUGCCGCGUCCUACCUUCCAGUUGUACUGUGAGAAAGCUGGAAACUUCCACCUGUACAGUGGGUCUGGUUUGCACGUUUAUGUUUCAUUUGUGGGAACUGCUUGGCCAAGAGUGAGCUCAAGUGAGCUCAGGUCAGGGCAGCAGGGCACUGACACCUUUUUAAAAUGUGCUCAUGUUUGGAUCAUUUUGCUUAUUGUCAGUCCUGGGUCCAUCAAAGGUUUGUGAGGGUGAGAAUUUUUAUGCACUGCUGUAUUGCAAGUACUUAAAACAGAGACUGGCCCAAAUGAGGCAUUCUGUAAAUGUUUGUUAAAAUGAAUGGACAAAUUCUUAGAAUAAACCCUAGUUUGUUGACAACUGUGAUUUGAUUUUGGAAGGCAAACUAUGACUUUAUUUUAGAAAGGAGAAAGUGGGGGAGACUCAUAGGAGUAUUUCUGCAAAUGAAUAGGUUUCUACCUUAAGUAGUGACAGUCCUUAGCUGCUUAUUAUGGAGUGAGUCCUGACCACUUUCCAGGUUCAAUACAAGUUCAAGAUUGCCUCUCAAUGAUUAGGGAAAUUGAAGCUUUAAAGCUCCCGGUCUCAGUAAUUCCCCAGAAGAAACCUCUUAAAAGGGGAUGUUGAUGAAAAUGUACAAUUACCAGUAAUUGAGGUUUUAUCUGAGGGGAUGGAUAUGAUGAAAUGGCCCCUUCUGGGAGGUCGUUGGCAUUUUUUCCCUAUUUUUCACAAGUAACGUGAAACCAUUUAAAACUAUGGACAAAGAUGAUAUUGUGUCAUGCGGAAUACAAUAGAUACUAAUUUGUGGUUGGUUUUUCUGCCUGCUUUAAAGGAAGUGUAUUAUGUUUCUGGGCUCCUCUUUUAGCUGUAAAAAUACUUUGUCACUAAAGCAUGAAAUUUAAUCAGCAAUUGUUUUUCAGAUUCCUGAAAGCUAUAAAAGUUUCUCGUGACUUGAGUAGUUUUUUCCCUGCCCACCACAAGAGAAAACCCUUGUAGAAUUUUGCAGUGUUACAAGUGUUACCUACAGAAACUGAAACUAUCAGCUCCUCUUUAACAAGUUGGCUUUUUAAAGGCAUAUAAUUACAAUUUAAUGGUAUUCUGUAAAGUAGUGCUCUAGGCAUAACUUAAAUUCUUUUUAAUGACUACAUUUCUUCAAAACUUUGAGAGAAAAAUGUGUUCUUUUUUGCUGCAUCCUUUAUAAGAAGACUGCCAACAGAUGAAGAAUGACUUUACAAAUUAAGGGCUUCUUGGUUUCAUUUCCACAAAGAUGAGAACAAAUCAUGGUGUUAGGAAAGGAUCCUUAGAAGAACACAAGAAUCUUGAAAGCCCUUGGUGUUAUCAUUAUUAUAUUUUAUAUUUCCAGAGAAGUCACUUAGCCAAGCUCUGCAUUUUGAGCCUGCUGACUUUCAUUUAAAGAGGGAUGAAAGGUUGAAAAUCCAGGCUGCUGUGUCUGUGAACAUCAAACUACGUUUGAGCUCUUCACUGUUGUAUCCACUUAAAUAAAACUGUGUAAGUAAUGAAAAA